AUUGCCUGGUCCUCGAGACCCCUCCCCACUCGGCCGCCCACCCGCCCUCUCGCGGCUGGCUCCAGCGAGGUUGUUCUUCCCCGGCCGGACGGAGAGCGGCAGUGUCUCCCCACCCGGCGUGCUCGCCGCGCGUCUCCCCCAGCGGCCGCAGCUACUCGCCAGCCCUGCGCCGCGCCGGAGAGCGCAGUGGCGGCGGGAAAGGGCUGCGGACCCGCGGCGCCGCGUUGUGCGCUCGACGACGCGGCCCGGGCUUCGACGCCCCGCGCCCGCUCCUGGAGCAGGUGCUUUAUUUGUGAGAAAGAGAUGGUUUGCCUUAUGGACCUAAAUAUUCCAGGUACUGAAAUGUGAGAAGACGUUAUGUUGGAUAGUCAGAAGAGCUGUAGAGUUUGCAGAUAUCAUCCGUGGCCUUAAUAAGCUCAUCGGUAGCAUCAAUGCCGGAUAGACAGCACAUGUGGCUGGUGGCUGCCAUAUUGGCAGUGCAGUUCUGGAAUGUGGAGAGAGCUAUGACACAGAUGUAAUUAAAAGGUCCUUUUACAGCGGGAUUGUGCAAGAUAUUUAACCCUGUUUUCUUUGAAUUAUGACUUAAAUAUCAAACAUCUUAAAUAAGGGAAACAUUUUAGUUUUGGAAGUCAGAAUGCCAAGGAGAAGGAAAAAUCUUGGGGGAAAUCCUUUUCGGAAGACUGCAAACUCUAAGGAAGUUGUCGUGUCCAGUGUUGCUAGUCGUGAGGAGCCAGCCGCUACUCUUCCUUCCGUGGGUGAGACAAAAGUUGAUCAGGAAGAACUCUUCGCCAGUAUCUCAGAGAUGUUUUCUGAUCUGGAUCCUGAUGUAGUGUAUUUGAUGCUUUCUGAAUGUGAUUUCAAAGUUGAAAAUGCUAUGGAUUGUCUGUUAGAAUUAUCUACCACUGAGGCCAAGACAGAAGAAUCAUCUCCACAAAGUUUCAUUGCUUCUGAGAACCCAGUAAGUGCAGCAAAAAGUGAAAUAAUGGAGAAGUGUCCUCCCGAAGACGAGAGUGAAGAUUCGAAAAUGGAUUCAUUUCUGGACAUGCAGCUAACUGAAGACUUGGAUUCCUUAAUACAGAAUGCUUUUGAGAAACUGAACUCUUCUCCUGAUGACCAAGUAUACUCAUUUUUGCCUUUGCAAGAUGUUAACAGUUUUAAUGACCGAAGUGAGUUUAUAAAUUUUGAUUCAAGUACUAUGACUCCCAUUCUUUCUCCACAAAGUAUGAAUUUGAAUAGUGAAGAUUUAGAGAGUUCUGCCUCCACAGUAAGUUCAAAUCCAUCACCUUCACAUUCAGUUUUAAAUGAGUCCAAACAUUGUACAAAGGAUAACACAGUGGCACUGGAUGGUAGCUACCCAGAAGAUUCUCUUCUCAGUAGUUCUUUAAAUCUUGCAAAUGAUUCUAACGUGGGUAGUAGAAAUCUUGAUCAAAAGCAGAAAGAAGUUUUAGAAUCUGAGUGCAUUGCAGUCCAGCUCCCUCAAGCUUCUGUGAAUCUGGACGCCAGAGAACCUCAGCCUCCUUCCAGCUUUCCAGGGCUUGAUUUACCCAGUACAGGUGGCGAUCAGAAAUCUUCUGUCUCUGAUGUGUUUGUACCUUCCGAAGGGUUCAGUUUUAAGCCCCACAAGCAUCCUGAACUGCCACCAAAAGGGAAGGAUGUUAGUUACUGCCCAGUACUAACCCCCCUCCCUUUGCUGCUGCCCCCUCCCCCUCCGCCAUUGUGGAACCCCAUGAUUCCUGCUUUGGACCUCUUUCAAGGAAACCACGGCUUUGUGGCUCCUGUCGUAACCACAGCUGCGCACUGGAGACCCGUCAGCUAUACCUUUCCACCUGCAGUUAUUUCUCACACUUCCCCAACAAAGGUGUGGAGGAGUAAUGAGGGAACAAGUGCUUACCAAGUGCAGGAAACCCCAGUCUCUCAGACUGUAAGAAAGAAGACGACAUCUUACGUUGGGCUGGUUCUUGUUCUUCUCAGAGGGCUUCCAGGAUCGGGAAAAUCUUUUUUGGCAAGGACUUUGCAGGAGGAUAAUCCGAGCGGAGUCAUUCUUAGUACUGAUGAUUAUUUUUACAUAAAUGGACAGUAUCAGUUUGAUGUAAAGUAUUUAGGAGAAGCACAUGAAUGGAAUCAGAAUCGUGCAAGAGAAGCAUUUGAGAAGACGAUAUCUCCUAUAAUAAUAGAUAAUACAAAUCUACAGGCGUGGGAAAUGAAGCCAUAUGUUGCUUUGUCUCAAAAACAUAAGUAUAAAGUCCUUUUCCGAGAACCAGACACGUGGUGGAAGUUCAAACCAAAGGAACUUGCAAGGCGUAAUAUUCAUGGGAUAAGCAAAGAAAAAAUAACAAGAAUGUUGGAACACUAUCAACGUUUUGUUUCCGUGCCAAUCAUCAUGAAUUCUUCAGUUCCGGAGAAAACCGAACGUAUUGAGUUGUGUGCAUAUUCUUGUGAGAAUAAAAGUACGAGCCCAAAAGAAAAUGAAGAUGGCACCUCUGAAAAAGAUGAAAAUGUUUUAUCCUCGUCUUUGAAGCACUUAGAGUUAGUAGAAGAGAAGAAUCUUGACGUGACCAAAGAAACCAUGUUACCUGAGAAUGUUACUUGUCUGCCUAAUGCAGUUUUAAACAAAGAAAGAAAAGAAAUAAGUGGUUUGAGUCAAAACAUUCAAAGUACUUUGAUUCCGGAAGUUCCACACAUGUGUUUUUCUGACUCUGAAGCCAAAGUAGGAGUGAUGGACAGAAGUGAAGAAGAACAAGUAGAAACAGCGUCUGAGAAAGAGCCUGGUCACACCAGUGCAGAGAGUGCUGUGGGGAGAGGAUUCCCCGGUGUCCAUCAUGAUGAAAGCAGUCCAGAAGACCGUGAUCCUGUGAGUACUGUGCCCCUUCCAAAUGAAAUACCUUCACCUGGUGAAACAGAAGAAAGAACAACAGGAAAGAAAAAAACCUUUGGGAAACAAAAAAGUAAAUCAACUUUGGAAAAGUUCCCAAGACAUGAGCUAUCAGAUUUUGUUGGUGACUGGCCAGUUGAUAAGACUAUUGGGCAGAGGACAAAAAGGAACCGAAAAACUGAAAAAGCUUCAUCUGUACAAAGUGACAAAAAGUAUAACCAUCCUCAGUCAUGCAUAGAAUUAGAGAAUAGUGUAUCUGUGAAUAUAAAUUGUAUCCAAAAACAAGGAUCUCCAAGUGUGGAAGAUGGCAGGAAGUCACAGGCUGAUAAUAUUUCAGAGCCACUCAAUAGCUAUAAAUAUGAUCCUUACAAAAAUACUGGAAAGAACUCAUUCAGCAUUGUGGGCGAUUGGCCUUCACCUGAUUCUUUAGCUCAGAGAGAGCACAGGUUGAGAAUGGCAAAGACUAGUUCAAAUGAACACAACCUAGAACUUGGAACAAAUGACAACAUGAAUGAAAUAUCCUUAUACACAGUGCAUGAGACCUGUUGGGGCACAAGCCUUGAAAAACUAAGAACAUUGGGUGGGUCCAAUUUGGAAAGUUCUGAAGUGCCACCCAGGGAAAUGGCCUGCGAGAGUCAGAGGCAGCACACGUUACCUCUUUCUUUGACCAGUAGUGCACCCAGUGUUCCUGGAGGAGGAGGACCACGGGCUCCUGCUGAGUUUCUAGAGGGAGGGUCUAGGGGAGUCCCCGGAAUAGAACUCGGUGUGUGUACUCAGACUGAACCACGGGAUUUUGCUCUAUUAUGGAAAAUUGAAAAGAAUAAAAUUAGUAUUUCAGAUUCUAUCAAAGUAUUGACAGGACGACUAGAUGGAUUUAAGCCAAAAGUUUUCAGUAUCAGCAUAAACUCAGAUGUUCAAGAAACAAUUCCGUAUAGGGUGAUGUAUGAUAAAAGCACGUAUGUUGAAGAAAGUGAGCUCACCAGUGCAGAUGAGUCUGAAAAUCUGAACAUUCUUUGUAAACUAUUUGGAUCUGUUUCAUUAGAAGCCUUAAAAGACUUGUAUGAGAGGUGUAAUAAAGAUAUUAUUUGGGCAACAAGCCUUCUGUUGGAUUCUGAAACAAAAUUAUGUGAGGAUACUGAGUGUGAUAAUUUCCAAAAAUCUUAUGAUGAAUCACAAAUUGGGCCAUUUUCUCUGGGGUUGAAUUUGAAAGAAAUUAUUAGCCAAAGAGAAACUGUAGAGGAUUCUAAUUCUUCUGUGCCAGAGUUUAGCCAUGGAAUUGGUAUUAUUAACACUAAUGCACAGUCUACCUAUGAUGCCGAAAAGGAAAACUCAGAACAGGCAGAAAUAAGAACUAUAAUUCCUGAGAAACCUGAAUUAAUAACAAGUGUAUUUCCCAGUGCUGUUGUAGAUCUGAAGGAUAGCAGUGAAACACUUCCUGACAGCCAGGCAGAACUUUCAUACAGUGCUAAGCAGUCUUUUCCAGGUCUCCUCAAAGCUCCUACUCGCAAAGAUGUCAGCGAAAUGGAGAAAAGUCUAGUGGUCCCAGAGACUGGAGAUGAUGUGGAGUCUUCCUUAAAUUUGUCGGAUAUUUUAAACUCUGUAUCGGGCACUUCAAAUCUUGAAUUAAAUGAGGAAAUAUAUUUUACGGACGCUCUUGAAAUAAAGAAAAAUGAAAAUCUUUCAAAGGAUUUUAUGAAAUUUCCAAACAUGGAAGAGUUUAUGAAGGAAGAUGAACAAGAAAUGGAGAAGAUUCUAAUGGCAGGGAGCAGUUUGUCAGAUAGAGUCAGUGAAGAAGACAAAGCUGAGGUGCUGACCCCUGCUCCAGUGAUGACCAAGUCUCUAACCAUCGACUGUCUGGAAUUGGCAUUACCACCCGAACUGGCUUUUCAACUCAAUGAAUUAUUUGGCCCUGUUGGUAUUGAUUCAGGAUCUCUAACCGUUGAGGAUUGUGUGGUUCAUAUAGAUCUGAAUCUGGCUAAAGUGAUUCAUGAGAAGUGGAAGGAAUCUGUGAUGGAGCGACAAAGACAAGAGGAGGUGUCCUGUGGCCAGUUUAUGCGAGAUGCUUCCCUAGCUGGACAUGCUGGUCUUGAUAAUCCUGAACAAAAAUCGUCUCAGAGAACAGGCAAAAAAUUACUGAAGACUUCAGCAGCACCUGAAAUGCUACCCUUACUGGAUCAUUGGAGUACUCAAACUAAAAAAGUAUCACUAAGAGAAAUAAUGUCAGAAGAAAUUGCCUUACAGGAAAAACAUGAUCUGAAAAGGGAGACACUUAUGUUUGAAAAAGAUUGUGCCACUAAACUAAAGGAGAAGCAGCUCUUUAAGAUAUUUCCAGCCAUUAACCAAAAUUUCCUGGUGGACAUCUUCAAGGACCACAAUUAUUCAUUGGAACACACAGUGCAGUUUCUAAACUGUGUUCUUGAAGGGGACCCUGUGAAAACAGUUAUAGCACAGGAGUUUGUUCACCAAAAUGAAAAUGUCUCUUCUCAUACUGCCCAGAAGUCUAAAGAGAAAAAGGCAAAGAAACUGAAAGAUACUGAAGAGACCCCAAGCGAACCAUGUUUCCAGGAUUUUGAGUACCCGGAGUAUGAUGACUACCGGGCAGAAGCUUUCCUGCACCAGCAGAAGAGGAUGGAGUGCUACAGCAAGGCAAAGGAAGCUUAUCGGAUGGGGAAGAAAAACGUGGCCACCUUUUAUGCCCAGCAGGGUGGUCUUCAUGAGCAGAAGAUGAAAGAAGCCAAUCACCUUGCUGCCGUGGAGAUCUUUGAGAAAGUCAAUGCCUCGCUGCUGCCACAGAAUGUUCUAGACCUCCAUGGGCUGCAUGUGGAUGAAGCUAUAGAACAUUUGAUGGCAGUUUUACAGCAGAAAACUGAAGAAUUUAAGCAGAAUGGUGGGAAGCCUUAUCUGUCUGUGAUUACGGGGAGAGGAAACCACAGCCAGGGAGGAGUUGCUCGCAUUAAACCAGCUGUCAUUAAAUACCUCACAAGCCAUAGCUUCAGGUUCUCUGAAAUUAAACCAGGGUGCUUGAAAGUCAUGCUAAAGUAAAAUAAACGUCCUUGACUUAGAAGUGUGAAGGUUUGUAGGUUAAAAUUAGUUUUAUUUGCAGUAUUUCAGUCAGUUCUCUAAACAUGUGUUUUAUCAGAAAUAAUGUUUAUAGUUAUGAAACAAAAAAUCAUGUUUUUCAAAAUUCAAGAGAAAUUUUUCACUGAAUCAUAUGGCAAAUAAUGUUACCUGUUAAAAAUAUUAAAGUGGGUUUUUAUUGAUUACAAAAUGUCUAAGCAGAUUAUCAGCCGCAGUUUUAAAGUUUGAAGUGCUUGGAUGGUUUCUCAGACAGAAAAUGUUACCUUUGUGUUAAUAAUGGUGGUUUGACAUUUAGUAACUUCCUAAAGGUUUCUGUGAGAGAUCUUUAAAGUGCUUUGAUAGCCUUUCAAAGACUUGUGUUAAGAGGAAGAAAAAGAAGUAGUGGUAGCAGUAGUGAAGAAAGAAAGGAGACCUAACAGAAACACUUGAAUCCUUUUUGCUUUUAAAACUGAACACAUGAAACCAUUUCAUUUUGCCGCGUCCCUCAGGAAGACGUGCUUUUGUCCUUCCCUCUGCUUUGUGUAGCUCUUGAUCUCUUACUUUUCACUCUGUUUUUCUGUACGUGUGCAUUUUAUGGGAGAAAGUGGGUCUGAGAUUAUAUUGCAGUUUUAUACCUUGGAGAGGCAGACAGAUUUUCAGAGGAGGAGAAAUGGUUACGUAUCUACCAAGUGUUGGGGCCUUUCAGAACUGCUUCUAGAACUGGCGGUGUCAGGGGCAUUUCAGACAGUACUGAAUAGUUAUAUUUGCGGAUGUACAUCUAGAAUGCAGUAGGUCAAAAUCUUAAUAACAUAAAACAAACAUAGAAAACAUUUUGAGUAUAAUCAUAAAAGGAAUCAGUAGAAUUUAAAAGAUUUUUACUUUUAUUUUGAAAGAGCUGAUUUUGUGAAAGGAAACUUUCAUUGUUUGAUUAGGUGAUUGUGCAAAUUAUAAUUUCCUUUACACAGGUUUUAAUGUUGAAGUCUAAUAUGAGACAAUGGCUUAAAAAUUAUUUCAGAUGUGGAGAAUAUUUUCAACAUGUUAUUUUAGCAAAAAAUUAUGUUGUUUUUUGUUAAGUUUUAAAAAAUCCUUUGAAUGAGGACUUAUAGGUUUGAGCUGAUACUGAAAGAAUCCUACACUACAGAAUGGCUUCCCCAAAGAGGGAACAUUUUAAUGAAAAUAAAACUCAAAAACACUUGCUUUUGUAUAUUAUAAAUGCCUGCUUUUAAAAGAAGAGCCUUAUCGUUGUAUUUUAUUUCCGUGAAAAUAAGAAUAUGCUUAUUAUCUUGAAAUGGUUAGGUAUUUGAAGUAUUAUUCAUUUCUUGUGUUUGUCAUAUUUUUUAAAAAUGCCAAUAGUUUAGCACAGUUUUUCAUAAUCUCUAGAACAGUUCUGUAGAUUCAAAAUAAAGUAAUUCCUUUUAACAAUUUAUUAUAAAACUAAUUGCUAAUGAAAUUAAAUCUUCUUAUGUAUAAAUUAAUAUGAUUUAACAAUAUGGAAAACAAUACCAAAACCUCUCUUACUGGAGAGUAUGCAGCUGCCUACUCAUUUUCAGUGUUUAUAUAUUUUCUUACUUGGUUUAAAAAAAUCACUUUCAACUAUGUCAGCUAGACUUACUUUAGUAAUCUAAUUGAUGAGGGAGCAGUCAGAUGAAGUAGAGAUGUGGUAUUCUGUGGGCAGAAAUCAAAUGAAAAAAGCUAUGUGUUCUGUAGUCUCAACUCUAAUGUUACACCUUAUUUUGGUAAAUCUAACAGUAUUUUUUAAUCAUCAUUCAUAAACAUACAGGCAAGGUUUGAGCAUUUUUUUUUGCAGUUGUUUAAUUCCAGACUGCCUCCUACCCACUAUCCAGCAUAGUUUGAGGAACACAUAAUGAUGAAAGAAAAUUUUAUAUAAUCUCUCCUUUCUUCUUUUGCCCAUUUGUAUUCAAAGAUAGUUUGGAGAGUCUUCAUGUAUUGGUACAGGUUGAGUGUCCCUAAGUGCUCCAAAAUUCAGAUCUUUUUGAGCAUGGACAUGGCACACAAAAGAUACGCUUACUGGAGCAUUUCAGAUUUUCAGAUUAGGAAUGUGAACCUGGUAAGCCCGAUGCAAAUAUUCUGAAAUCUGGAAAAAUCAGAAAUGCUAAACACUUGCAAUGCUGAGCAUUUUGAGUAAGGGACAGUUGACCUGUGUGUCUGUGCCAAUAUGUGGCUCACUGGAAUGGCUGUUUGUAACUGAACAUUUUAAAAUAUUUUAAAGUAGUACAGUGCUUCUGUAGUUUGGAAGGUUUUAGCAAAAACCUUCCAAAGAAAAGAACUAACGUGGAAACCACAGAGGGAGUAUAUUGGACUAGGGGCUCUUCACAGCACUUUGAGUCUGUCCGUCCCUUCUUCCCGGGUGAGAAAUGCAAGCGUAUUUUCUUAGAUUUAUUGUCUAGUCAUAUAUCUCUCUAUUAUUUUCUAGGUGAAGUUUUUUCAAUUUGUUACCAUUUCCAUACUAUUUACAAUUCUGUGGCCUUUAAAUAUAGGACAUACUGUAUAGUAAAAAUUGCAACUUCAAAGUGUCUUGUGACAUGUUUUGAGAGGAAAGAUUAUACUCUCCUCUGGAUGGUUUCCAGUCCCUUGUUUUGGUCUUUUUCUUUUUGAAUUCAAGUGUUUUGUAUGCUUAGAACAGGACACGUAUAAUAGUGAGAUUGAUUAUUUCUGAGCUGGAAAUUGGAAGCUUUUGAAACUCAGGAAAUUGCUCUGACAAUGUUUUAACUGCUCUCGAUUUAGGAACAUGACAAAAUGUAAAAAGAAGACGAUGAUGAUGUGUGCUGUUUUUUCCAAGUGUUUUUUCAUUGUGCCAUGAGGUGAAAUUUGAUAAUUUUUCUGCGUAGUAGCUAAAUAUUGCUGAUUUUUAUUUACAUGUGAAGAAAAGAGAUUUAAAUGUUUGUGUGGCCAAAAGAGUAUCAUUCAAAACGUAAAGUAAGUUUAUGUAGAAUGUAUGUUAAUGGUGCUUAUUUUUAAAAUGUAAUUCCAGUUUACAGUAUUACUUAAUGCUUCUUUACAGAACUUAAUAGAGAAACAAAGCUAGAACACGUCUACAUCCAGAAGAGCCUUUUAUAACUUCACAUUGUGUGAUGACAAAGUGUAUUAUUUUCCUUAAAGUUGAGCACUUGACUUGUCUGGUCUAAGUGAUGAGCCUAUUGAAUUUAACAUGAAACUUCUCACUAAAAUACAGUCUUGCAGCUAUCGGUCAGAGAAAAUAUUUAAAAUUUUUCAGACAGUGUAUUAGAAAAAAACGUUUUUAUUUGUACUAUAAAGAAAAUGUAAUUUUGCUGUUAACUCUGUACUUUUUUAUUGAAAAUGUUUUAUAACUUUGCUUUUAAAUUUCUUAUGAAACCAUUUGCAAAUUACAUACUUAAUUUAAUAAAAUACUUUAGCCACA
Messenger RNA from Otolemur garnettii (small-eared galago), 9329 nucleotides. RefSeq names its product NEDD4 binding protein 2 (gene N4BP2). The transcript is spliced from 20 exons. The coding region runs from base 635 to 5914 and encodes 1759 amino acids. Gene Ontology annotation, molecular function: ubiquitin binding. The record is from RefSeq and is a predicted model, not a curated record. NCBI's taxonomy places the organism in Eukaryota, Metazoa, Chordata, Mammalia, Primates, Galagidae.